UUGGUGAAGCCUAAAGCACCUUACACACUCGACAAGGCUCAGAAAAAGGUAUUUUGUGAGUGGGUACGUGACUUGAAGUUUCCAGAUGGCUUUGCAUCGAACUUGAGUAGAUGCGUGGAUCUUAGUUAUAGUAAAUUGCAAGGAUUGAAGAGCCAUGACUGUCAUGUAUUCAUGGAGAGGCUGUUGCCGGUUCUCUAAAAGAAUUGCUUCCUUUGCAUGUUUGGAAGGCGAUAACCGAAAUAAGUCAAUUCUUUCGAGAUUUGUGUGCGUCCACAAUCAAAGUCAAUGAGAUGGAGCGCUUAGAAAACAACAUUGCCGAGAUCUUAUGCAAGUUGGAAAAAAUCUUUCCUCCAUCGUUUUUCAACUCAAUGGAGCACUUGCCGGUUCACUUGCCUUAUGAAGCAAAAGUUGGGGGGCCCGUCCAGUAUAGGUGGAUGUACCCUUUUGAAAGGUUUCUUAACCACUUAAAGCGUAAAGUGGGAAACAAAGCACGUGUUGAAGGUUCAAUAUGCAAUGCCUACCUAACUGAUGAGAUCACGAACUUCCGCUCCAACUACUUUCUGCCCGGGGUUGACACAAAAUCAAGGGACUUAGGAAGAAAUGUCAAUCCUGAUGUCGCCAACACACAUGGUCUUGGUGUUCCCGAGUUGUUCAGGAAAGACUGCGGUCGACCAGGAACAGACGGUUGUUUGCGAUGGUUGCAAGACAUGGAGUACGAAAGAGCACAUCUUUACGUACUCUCAAACAGUGGCAUCUUAAGUGAUUAUGAAAGGAAAUUCGAGGAGCACAUUGUCAAUUCAAGAUCGAACAUUGCUAUGGAUGAGGUGUGGAGCAAAUGUGAAGCUGAGUUCCCUACUUGGUUCAAGACAAAUGUCCUUCGUGCCAUGACAAGUGACGAUGUCACUCGAGCUCUUGCUAUGGGUCCGUCCAGACAAGUGAGAACGUGGAAUCAAUUCUUUGUGAAUGGAUAUAACUUUCAUACACACGAAUAUGGCAAGAACAAGUCAACCAUGAAUUAUGGUAUAUGUGUACAAGCUGAUGAUGGAGCUGAUUACUUUGGCAUUUUGGAGGAGGUUAUCGAACUGGUGUACCAUGGUAAUUUGGCUAUUUAUAAGACAAUCUUGUUCAAGUGCAGUUGGAUGGACUCAGACAAGGGUAUGAACAUUCAUGAACAAUAUAGACUUGUGGAAGUCAACCACACCAAAAGACACCCAAAAUAUGAUCCGUUUGUGUUGUCGUACCAAGUUAGCCAAGUAUACUACGCGCCGUAUCCCAGUCUUAGGAGGGAUAAAAGGCAAUGGUGGGCUGUGUUUAAAACGAAGGCAAGGGCCGAAGUUGAUGCCCCAAUUGAUUUGGAUGUUCUUCAGGAGGAAAGAACUGAUACUGCUGCACUUCUUUGUGCCCCGGAUGAGAUACCAGACUAUGAUGCUGGUGAUGACGACAAUAAUGAUGAGAUCAUGGGAUUCGAGGUGCCGAAUGAACAAGGAGAACCAAGUGAAAUUGAAAGCAGCGACGCGAGUGGUGAUUUCACCGAAGAUGACGAUGACGAGGAUGACGCGGAUGAUUAUGAUCUGUUUGAUGAUGUUUAGUGUGUCUUGUUAAACUAUGUAGUUUGCUUUUGUUGUAAGACAAUAUGUUAAGUCAUUUUAUCACCUUUCCUCAUUCUAUGUAUAAGACAUUAUUUAUUUCUAUUAUAUGCGUUUUAUUUAGUUAAUCUUUGUUUCAUUUCAAGCUUUUUAAGAAUAGAUUAAUUAUGUUAAGUGUAAUAUAUUGUACUAUGGUUUUGUAAUUGUGUAUGAUUAAUGUCAUUGUUUGAUUGUAAUAUGUGAUUAAUUUCAAUGUUUGUCACGCCUUAAAUCUUUGUUGGUGAUUUAUUUUGCGGAUGUCAUCACGUGUCGGAUCUCGGGGUGGUUCUCGUGGUGGGGGUAGUAGUCGAGGUCGUGGCAGAGAGCGGCCUGAGCCAGACCCUGACCUUUUACUUCGGCUUCAACAUGAUGACGAUCUUGAGAGGGAUGAGGCAGAGGAAGAACUAAGGGUAGAGGACAAUAAUGGGGGUGGGGUAGUUGACAAGCGAAAGGAGUUGGACCCCAAUGGACUUUGGUUUGAAGACAAUGGAGUCAUUCGCUCCUUGAGUAAAUGCUUCAAGCAACAUUUCCACCAUCCAUGGAGGAACUGGUCGCAGGUUGAUGACGACACAAAAAACCAUUGGUUUUCUCUUUUCAAGACCAUUUAUAGAUGGAGGGAGGAGAUUGAAUCCGAAGUGAGGUCUACAUUCGACCAAAAAAUGGCCAAAAGAUUGAAAGAUAAUCAUCACUUCACAGUGAAGAAGAAGGGUGGUGUACGUCCGGUAUGGAUGUCUACGAGCGUUCACGAGCAGAUGAUGAAGAAUGCUCAAGACGAGGAGUUCAGAGCCCGAUCUGAGAAGGCCAGCAAGAACCGACGAGGAGGUGAUUUGACUAGCAAUGUACCUCCUUCUCAUUGCCAAGGCUCCAUUUCUUCAGCAGAGCGCGCUAAA
Beta vulgaris subsp. vulgaris (sugar beet) is the source of this 2515-nucleotide messenger RNA. RefSeq lists its product as uncharacterized. The record is from RefSeq and is a predicted model, not a curated record. Lineage: Eukaryota; Viridiplantae; Streptophyta; Magnoliopsida; Caryophyllales; Amaranthaceae. The coding region runs from base 291 to 1589 and encodes 432 amino acids. The transcript is spliced from 6 exons.